Molecule: messenger RNA, 5400 nt
Organism: Choloepus didactylus (southern two-toed sloth)
Lineage: Eukaryota; Metazoa; Chordata; Mammalia; Pilosa; Megalonychidae
Gene: CXADR
Product: CXADR Ig-like cell adhesion molecule
Exons: 7
Coding region: 94-1191 (365 amino acids)
Biological process (GO): homotypic cell-cell adhesion
Cellular component (GO): basolateral plasma membrane; bicellular tight junction; intercalated disc
Molecular function (GO): cell adhesion molecule binding
Source: RefSeq, a predicted model, not a curated record
GCGAGCCAGUCGGGAGAGCGCGAGGCUCCGGGAGUGCAAGACCUCAGUGAGAGCCGCCUACCUGCAGCCACCGCCCACGGCCGGGCAGCCACCAUGGCGCUUCUCCUGCGUUUCGUGCUCCUAUGCGGAGUCGCGGAUUUGACCAGAAGUUUGAGUAUAACAACUCCUGAUCAGAUGAUUGAAAAAGCCAAAGGGGAAACUGCCUAUUUGCCAUGCAAAUUCACCCUGAGUCCAGAUGACCAGGGACCACUGGACAUCGAGUGGCUGCUAUCACCAGCCGAUAAUCAGAAGGUGGAUCAAGUGAUUAUUUUAUAUUCCGGAGACAAGAUUUAUGAUGACUACUAUCAAGAUCUGAAAGGACGAGUGCAUUUUACAAGCAGUGAUGUCAAAUCGGGCGAUGCCUCAAUAAAUGUAACAAAUUUACAGUUAUCAGAUAUUGGCACUUAUCAGUGCAAAGUGAAAAAAGCUCCUGGUGUUGGAAAUAAAAAGAUUCAGCUCACAGUUCUUGUUAAGCCUUCAGGUAUAAGGUGUUACAUUGAUGGAUCAGAAGAAAUCGGAAAUGACUUUAAACUAAAAUGUGAAUCAAAAGAAGGUUCUCUUCCAUUACAAUAUGAAUGGCAAAAAUUGUCUAACUCACAGAAAAUGCCCACCUCAUGGUUUUCAGAAAUGACUUCACCUAUUAUAUCUAUAAAAAAUGCCACUACUGAGUACUCGGGGACAUACAGUUGUACAGUCAGAAACAGAGUGGGUUCAGAUCAGUGCAAGCUAAGCCUGGACGUUAUUCCUCCUUCAAAUAGAGCUGGAACAAUUGCGGGAGCUAUUAUAGGAAUUUUGCUUGCUCUUGUGCUCAUUGGUCUUAUCAUCUUUUGCUGUCGUAAAAAGCGCAGAGAAGAAAAAUAUGAAAAGGAAGUUCAUCAUGAUAUCAGGGAAGAUGUGCCUCCUCCAAAGAGCCGCACGUCCACAGCCAGGAGCUACAUCGGCAGCAACCAUUCAUCCCUGGGAUCCAUGUCUCCUUCCAACAUGGAAGGAUAUUCCAAGACUCAGUAUAACCAAGUCCCAAGUGAAGACUUUGAACGUACUCCUCAGAGCCCAACUUUGGCACCUGCCAAGGUAGCUGCCCCUAAUCUGAGUAGAAUGGGAGCAGUGCCUGUGAUGAUUCCUGCACAGAGCAAGGAUGGGUCUAUCGUGUGAGAGCGUCCGUGCCUUUCCUCUGUGCUCUCCAUGUUUCUUUUCUUCUCUUGACAUGUAAAACCCAUUCUGUUCUAAGUUAGGUUACCACCCUUAAAAUAUAUCAAAAAGAAUUUCAUCAGAGACCAUAAGACAUUUACUUCAAAAGUUUUGCUUAUUUAUAUUGAAACAGUAAAGGCAUUAAAGUUGCUCAAGUUAAAGUCACUAUGUAAAACAGAUGGAUUUUCUUUAGUAGGUUGAAUUAUAGGUGAUUAAAUACCAAUAUUUAAGUAAUAUGUAGCACUUUGAAUACAAAAUGAUAGGUGAAGAAAUUGGUGAACUUGCAUGCACACCAAGUUGAUACUUGAAUCAUCUGAAAGUGGUACUUUAUAAUUUCUACCAUUAAUUUCAGGAUGCCUUUCUCACUUAAUUUAUGAGCCAAUAGUCCUGUCCCCUCCCCCACCCCAAAAUUGGCAAAAAGACAUACAUAUAUGUUUGUUAUUGUUGUUAUUGCUUCUUUUAAAAUUCUUGAUGUGUUUAGAAUAACUUUGAUAGCAUAGAAAACACUACAGUGGUUUAGAAAUUACUGGUUUUACUUCUGAGUUAGUCUGAGUUAGUCAUAAACCUUGUCUAUGAAAUGAUUUACCUAUGUAAUUGAUAGACUACUACAGGCAACAAGGACAUAGUAGGCUCUUUUAUUUGCUGAAGUAAAGGAGCAUCGAUCAGAUUCAGUUGGAAGACACUGUCAGCUAUGUGCCGAGAUGACACUAUUGGUGCAGUAGUGGGCAUGGAUUUUGUUGAUGAGUGAUACGAGGCCUUUGAAGCCCUGAGGUGUCUGGUGGUCUUCAGAAGAGUGACCGGCCAGGUCCAGGACCUGGGGUUUACUAGUGUGCUUUCUUCACUGAACUCACUGACUGAGGCUCUUCGCAGUGAAAGGCUGUUGCCAAGUAAACACUGCCUGUUUACUUUAGGUGGUACUCUCCUAAUAAGAAAAAAGUAUUACACAUUUAUCAUUUGGCAGUUAUAGUGGAAUUCCCUAAAUAUUGGUUCCAAGUUAAUUUUUUUCCUGGUUGGUUUUGUUUUGUUUUGUUUUUUGAUGUUGCAUAUUUUGUGUUCUAGAGACAUGUAAUCCUAAAUUUAUCCUCUUGAAUGUGGUUCCUGGAGGAAGUUUUCCUCAUAGAUGCAGAAUGAUCAAAUACAUUUUAAAGAGAUUAAGUUUCCUCCAUCAAUUCUAUACUUGAGACUUUGGGAAGAUGUAUAUUUGCUGUUGUAUGGCCAACAUGUUUUUUGUGUCGUUCCAGAAAAUCAAGUUGGGUCUUGAAAAAGUUUGUCUUAGUUUUGUGAAAGUGAUUUGUUCUUUAAAAAAAAAAAAAGGAAAAGAAAUAAAAGGAGUUAAAAAACAAACAAAACACUUCUAACUGCCAAAUGUGUUCAGUACUGUUUAGAAGAAGAAAGUGAAUUUAUUGUAUUUCCCUUAGGAUUGUAAGGGAGUGUGGGUAUAGUAGAGUGAGCCAACAGUUUCUCUAUAGUGAAUAAGGUCUGCAAUAAAUUAUUUCACUGUCUCUAAAACCUUUUCCCUAGAUUUUAAUAGGGAAGUGGUUUCUGUUAAUCUGUUUGGGUGCUGUGAUGGUCAAUGCCAUAUUAUAAAUUACUGUUGGCAUGAAUUUGCUAUUAGGCAGAGUGUUGUAUACACUCUCUCAUGGUAAGUUUAAGUUGAAUGUGUGAUGAAUUAGUCUGUAGUUUUUCAUGUUUGGAAGCAUUUAAAAAAUAGGUUCUUAAUCUUGCAUAAAAUUACUUUUAUACUUGUGUUAACCUUUUCAUCUGUGCCUUUUGGGUAAUUUAAUUUUUAUUAUGAAUUUCUGGUGCCUAUGAGCUAUGCUAUCACCUGCCAGGUGCUAGAGGUGAAGGUACUGUUUCCAAAAUGCAUCACUGUGACACCUUUCUAUCCUCACUUUCAAUCUUGACUGUUCUCUGUGCUUUUUAGAUUAUUUAAAAAUUUCACCCUCCCCAACACUCUUAGAAUGUAUUCAUGGCUUCUGAUUUUAUAACAGUAGCUCUUUUUGAAUACCAGGUGUCUGGCCUGUUUUAUACUACUAUAAUUUAUUUCUAAGACAAAAGAAUAAAUAAAAAGCAGAACACAAACUUUAAUAAUACAAAAGUUUUGGUCCUUCCUAUUCUUGAUUUUUAUAUAAUGAAGAUUAUGAUAUUAAUCUAAGUAGAAACUACUGCAAAAGGUGGACACAUUGUAAGACCUCCUUUCCCUUAGCCUUCAUGUCUAUCUAGGAUUUGGCUACCAGUAGCCUCUUCCAGAAAGCCUUUAUAUUUAGAUCAAUAGCAACUCCAACCUGAGAAUCAAGCUUAUAAAGAAAUCACAUGUGUAACCUGAAGAGACUUAGUGGGUGUGAUUAAGCUUAGGGGACAGAUAUUUAGUUUUUUAGGCUUAUGUCUCCAGCUACUUUCAUUAAAUUGCAUUCGAUCCAAAGGUCAGAAAAUAUCACUGAUAACUUCCCCCAAAUGCUCACUGAUACUGUCACUUGAACCAGAGAUCAAAUAUUUGUUCUAGAAUACUAUUACUGAUCUCCAAGGAUUUCCACAAAAAAUUAUUAAAGCAUUUCCAUUAGAGAGCCAAACAACAUCAGCCAAGGAUGGGAUUGCAUCUCCAAAGCAGAAUUGUUCAUUUUUACAUUACACCUAGAGUCUUGACACUGUCUUUUCAAGUUACUUAGGAUAACUUGAGAAGAAAUGAUACUAUAGGCUCUGUGAUUCUGUGAUUUGAAUACAGAGUAGUUUACAAGUAUUGUUUUUCUUAUUGACAAUCCUAAUUUUCCCCCGUUAGAAAGAAAUAAAGUCUCAUUGAUCAAACAAAUAACUUGCUUUCAGUUUGGACUAUCUGCCAUAGAGUUGUUCCAACGGAAACACAACCUGAGUGUGUCUUAGGGUGGAGGGGGGGGGGGUAAUUUAAAGAAAUUCAAACCAUUAUCCUUAUAGAGUGUGGAUAUGAAGAAAUAUUAUUUGCCUCAAGAUAAGGGCAUCAAUUUAUGUGGUUACUUUUACCAUUCCUGUGUUCAAUUUAUGUUUAAUUUAAGAUUGAGUUCUAGAAAUUGGGAGCAUUAACUCAAGAGACAAACAUUUUGAUUCAGUAUAAAAAGAACCCGUUGCAUGAGGUUGGAUAUCAAAUUCUGUAAUCUGUGGCUUCUUAAAAUAACUAUUCUUGGUGUCUGUGUGUGUGUACAGCAUGUAAAUUUGAAAUUAUAUGAAUGUUUAAAGUUUUUGGUUUUUUUUUUUUUUCCCCUCAAUUUUUGUCUCAACAGUGUUUAGGGCUUUCAGAUGCCUUAUUCUAGUGUGAACAGAAAAAGUCCAUAUUUUAUGUCUUUAAUGCUUUGAUGUGUCAUGAUAGGAGUAGUUUGUAGAAAAUGGUGGCACAAUUUUAACUUUAGUGUCUUGUGGCAUUAUAUAUAUAUGUAUAUAUAUAUAUACAUAAAACUUUAGAACAUUCCUGUGUUUAGUAGUAUAAAUGCUCUGGGCAAGUUUUAAUAUUUCAAAUGCCUUUGGAUAUUCCUGCAAUAAAGGCAAUGCAUUCUGCAUUAGGACUUAUCACUCAUUUGCCUAUUGUGACACUAAACUAGUCUAUAACUGAACACAACUUCCAUUUAUAAAUAUUAUAAAACAAGAAAGAAUAAUGAAUAAACUUGUGAAUUGUGGUUGUUUAUACCUGUAGGUAAGGCUGAUCAUUUAUUUCAUGGCUGAUGAUACUAGCAAGUAUUUGCUGCAUCUGGCCUCUUAGUAUUAAAUAAAAUCAAGCUUUACAAAGUACCCUGUUUUAAAAUUUAAAAAUACGGUGAAUUUCAGUUGGGUUUGGUUCUGGGGACGGACACUAAAAGCUCUCUAAUCAAGGGAGAACUUUGUGUGUUCUAUUAAUUUUUUUAUUGACACAGGUGUUAAAGAGAACCACAGUUCAUUGAUUAACUUACUCUUGUCCCUACCUGUAAAUUUCAGUGAUAAAUACACUUGUACUACUGAGAAAAAAACAUUUUGACACUUUACACAUGCAUCGAGAGUGUCAGUUUUAAAAUGAUUUUGUGUUUAAAGUUUCUGGCUUAAGUAUUCAGUGGUGCGGAUUUUGAAAUUUGUAAAAACAAAAUUUGUUUAAAAAAAAAAAAAAAAACUUGCUCUAGUUUUGUGACCUUGUAUACUUUUGAAAUAAAAUCAAGAAAGCAGUUUUCUGCCUCACAA